This is a messenger RNA of Pseudovirgaria hyperparasitica, 1748 nucleotides long. RefSeq lists its product as uncharacterized. Lineage: Eukaryota; Fungi; Ascomycota; Dothideomycetes; Acrospermales; Acrospermaceae. The record is from RefSeq and is a predicted model, not a curated record. Gene Ontology annotation, cellular component: fungal-type vacuole. The coding region runs from base 432 to 1466 and encodes 344 amino acids. The transcript has a single exon.
GGGCUGAGCAAGCACAACACUUCUGCAUCCUGUCGUGUCUUGUCGACUUCAACAUUCGCCAUAUCCUCUAUCUCAUCCUCAAUCUCGACUUCAUUUGGGCGCAAGGCUGCGAUUUAUUCUAGUGAGCAAGCUUCGGCUCACGGCCUUCUGUUUGCUGCCCCAAGCCCUGCCGCUAACGCCCCAGACGGCGCGCCACGCGAAAAGUCAUCUCCAUCAGGAGUCGCAUCUCGCAUCCUCCCCUCAGCAUUUCGACUUCACCUCCUCUGUACACACUCGUUUCAGCAUACUCUCGUUAUCUAGCCAUCAUUACGUCUUUCACCUAUUACGAUUGCGCAGACUUGCGCCCCGUAGCCACCCUAUCCAUUAAGCCUCGUCCUUGUCACCUCUCAGGCCGCUCGCUAGCCGCCCGUCAAUAGGCCCACAUACUCAACAUGAAGACACUCGCCUCUGUCCUAUACACUCUCGCCUUCAUCCCUCUUCUCGCGACAGUUACACAUGCACAAGAUGAUCUGCCAGACCUGAACACUGUGCCAAAUGCCACUGGACGCGCAGAGUCGACUGCCGCUCCGGAGUCAACGCAGCCGCCGUCCUCUUCAGCCGAGCCUACAUCGCAGCCUCCAUCUCCGGCAGACACGGGUGCUUUUCAUUUGACAGGUCUUCCUACGAUCGCUGGGGCACUGAACCCCACGGUAGGAGUUCCAUACACUGCUGAUGCACCGUACAUGCAAAAGUCCUCCUUGCCUGAAGGGACCGUUUUCAUUUGUGUCGGUGCUGCGCUUGGCUUCCUUGGUGCCUGUAUACUAGCAUGGCGUGGUGCAGUCGCUUGGUCUCUUCAUCGCUCGGCCAAACGUGCUGCUGCCGUGAACUAUCCGGGCGAGAAGAUCAAUCUGCGUGGACCAAGCGGUGGUGUUUAUUCCGGGGUUGCAGCCAGCUCGACUUUGACUCUCGAUAAGCCAAACGUGCUUGCCAAGAAACAUCUCAGUGCCGCGCCCUCAAACAUUUCCAAUGGCAAGCGAGCCACAUCGUCCCUCUUCUUCUCCCCAACUGCAGGUCCGGGCCAUCAAUCGCAGAAUCGCUCUUCCUCGUACCUUCCAGCAGGUUAUUACGCCCCAGGAAACUCUACCCCCACAGGGAGCUCUGCCAAUCUCGGUCAAGGUCCCAGUUCGCUAUCUCUUAAUCCUUCAGCUGCUGGUUAUAAUCGUGCUCGCAGCACUGGUCCGUCGCCACCGGGAUCUCCAGCACUUCCUAGUCGCGAUGGUUAUCCCCGUGCAGCUCGUGGCCGAGACUUCGAUAGCUUUUCCCGUAGCAGUGUGGUCAACACUGGUGAUCGCAGCCGCUCAGUGUACGCUGGACGCCCAAGCACCAGCAGCCUCAAUCUGUCGGUGGCUCCAGAGGGCCGAGCGCCGAGUGCAUACUUGGAAGAUCUGUUCGAAAAUCAUGGCAGCGGACCGCGCGAAAGACAUUAAACGAUUUUACUACGAGGUUACUAUGCUAGAGUUAGCGUAUCUUGUGAAUACUGGCGGACACAUGUCUCAAUUAAUGUAUCAUUGAGCAGAUUAGCCAGCAUGCACUCACAUCGAGCGCAACAUAUUUGGAUCAUCAACUGGCGUUAUAUGGCCGAUUUCAGGCUUGGUCCGGGCAGGAGAUUUCUUUGCGAUUUGUAUCGCAGUAGUGGGCACGACGCCCUUUUCAUGCUGUUGUAAUUCUAGUCUUGCAAUACUGCAUCGCCCGUCAACGCACUGGGGCAU